AUGGUUAGUAGAAGUGCCGGAUGUGCUGAUGUGGUGAGAUAUGUCUUACGUCAAUCAUCCAACAAUGCAUAUUUUGAGGAAACAUUAGAUAGUGAUUUAUUAGAAUCAUUUUUAAAUUUAAAUGAUAUUCCAAUUAAUGGAAGUGAUAUUAAUUUAUAUGAAAUUUUAAACAGUUGCUUAAAGGAGUGUGAUAAAAUUUUAGAAGAUAUUUCAACAUAUAAUACUGGUGCAUCACAUUUAGUUAAAAAAGGUAUUACAUGUGUUGAUGAUGAUGUUAUACAAAAUGAAGUUUUAUCAGAAAUAAGUACUUAUAUUGAAAGGAUAAAAAGGUAUUAUGAUAUUUCAAUUCAAUUAAAUACUAUUUUAUCGUCUUUAUUAUGGGAAUUAUGUUCUGGUCCAUUACCUCCAAAUGAUCAACUUAAAAAAUUAGCCGCAUUAAGUUAUCAAUUUAUAAAAAUUUUAUGUUUUGCUCUUCAAUUUGACGCAAUAAAAUUAGCAACACCCUCAAUACAAAAUGAUUUAAGCCUUUAUCGAAGAAUUAUCUCAAGAAGCCCAUUCUCUGAUGCAAAAUUAAUUUUAAAUUUAGAAACAGCAAAUAAUGUUUGCUUAUUUUUAGCGGUAUCAUCACCAAUGUUUACAUCAAUUGUAUCUGGAACAUUAGCUUUUGUCUCAAAUCACAAUGAUCUACCAUUAGAUAAUACAACAAGUACCUUAUCUUCAAUAGUCCAUAUAUGUCAUGGAAUUCUUUUAUAUUUAACAGAAGAAAAUAAACCAAAUCUUGAACAAAUUAAUUUUUAUGCUAUAGCAUUAGUUGGUUCACUUUUAUUAUAUGAUCAUAUACAUGAAAAUGGUGCAUUUACAAAAACUAGUCAAAUAAAUAUUAAAUCAAUUCUAGAACUUCUCCAUUCAGAUUUACUUCAAGAUGAUAAAAAAACUUUCCUUCUUAAUACAAUACGUUAUAAUAGUAAGCACUUGAAAGAUGAUAAGACUCCUAAAAGUAUACGAUUACUAAUCUCUUAA
Messenger RNA from Strongyloides ratti, 1020 nucleotides. Its product is annotated as Protein of unknown function DUF1394 family-containing protein. The record is from RefSeq and is a predicted model, not a curated record. Lineage: Eukaryota; Metazoa; Nematoda; Chromadorea; Rhabditida; Strongyloididae. The transcript is spliced from 2 exons. Gene Ontology annotation, biological process: regulation of actin filament polymerization. The coding region runs from base 1 to 1020 and encodes 339 amino acids. Gene Ontology annotation, molecular function: small GTPase binding.